AUGGCUUCACUUCGACCAGAUAAGUUUGAGCCGGUGAAUUUCACGCAGGCCCAGUUCCAGCAGAUGGUAGCUGAACAAUUGCGGCUUCGAUUUGAUGCAGUUGAGGCAGCUUUACCCAAUGGAGUUGAUGACGAGGCAGACAGCAGUAAGGUCAAAGCCUACCUUCAGAAGGACUUCUACGAAACGUUACUUGACAUGGGACAUGGUAUAACGGUGGACGGUAACUAUAUCGAGUCCCUUGAUCACCUUGAACAACUAGUACACGGCUCAAAAGUCGAGUAUGAACCUGUGGACCCGGUACUUGAGGUUCAGGUUCGAGAUGCAGUGGCAGAAACAGAACGUGUGACGAACGAGGUGAUGGAACUUCGGGCACUUGCACCAUCAGUGGUUGCCGACAGUUACCAACAGGUGGUAGACCGAGCGGCGGAGUCAAUCAUGCAAGAGAUCCGUGAUAUCGACAACAUUGAGUUGUCGUUACCCAAUUAUCGUUUAGAUCCAACAGAGAUCGUUCAAGAAAGAAACUACGCUAUCAACGAAUUGAGUCGUGCGGUCGAGGACUUGCCUGAACGAAGCGAAGAAGUCGACCAAGUCCACCGCAAAUAUAAGUUUCUUGAGUUGAAUAAUGUUUGA
Molecule: messenger RNA, 630 nt
Organism: Diutina rugosa
Lineage: Eukaryota; Fungi; Ascomycota; Pichiomycetes; Serinales; Debaryomycetaceae
Exons: 1
Coding region: 1-630 (209 amino acids)
Biological process (GO): mitotic sister chromatid segregation
Cellular component (GO): kinetochore
Source: RefSeq, a predicted model, not a curated record